AUGAGUGAUCUGCAAAGACAGCUUGGUCGUUACGACCUGCGGCAUCUUGCUUGGCACCGAAAUCCUGCCUUCGCGCGGAGAAUGCGCUCUUGGCAGCUGGCCGAGAACGUCACGUGGUUGGAUGUGCUUGCAGAGACUCUGGGCGUCGACGUGGUGCUAGUUGCAUGGUGGCGACACACGGCCAACCUCAAAGCCCUGGCAGGAUACCUGAGCUGGGCAGCCUAUGAUCGGUCGCAAGCACAGGGCCAGGCCAAUUGA
This is a messenger RNA of Symbiodinium natans, 258 nucleotides long. The record is from the annotation of a GenBank genome assembly. NCBI's taxonomy places the organism in Eukaryota, Dinophyceae, Suessiales, Symbiodiniaceae.